CUUGCGCAAGCUCACAACGUUGUAGAAUGCGGAUUUCGAAGCUAAUGAGAGUAGCUAGCUAGUAAGCUAAAAACAAGCUUCUUGUUGUUAGGCUUCAAGUGGGUUAAAAUGUCUAAAACACAUUCACAGCCCCCGUCAUCUUCGGCAGCGACGACUACCGGGGGUCCCUCCUCGUCCUCUUCGUCUUCGCCUGCUGGGGGGUCGACAUCUCCCGCAACCGUGUUGAACGUACAGCCCGAGAAACCUCAACAUUACACAUAUCUGAAGGAGUUUAGAACUGAGCAGUGUCCCCUGUUUGUACAGCACAAAUGUACACAACACAGGCCUUUUUCCUGUUUCCAUUGGCACUUCCUGAACCAGCGGCGGCGCAGACCCAUUCGCAGACGAGACGGGACCUUCAACUACAGCCCAGAUGUUUACUGUACCAAAUACGAUGAAGGAACAGGCACCUGUCCUGAUGGAGAUGAAUGCCCGUUUUUACAUCGAACUGCAGGUGACACAGAGCGCAGAUACCACCUCCGCUACUAUAAAACCGGAUCGUGUAUUCAUGAAACAGAUGCAAAAGGCCACUGCAGCAAGAAUGGCUCCCACUGUGCCUUUGCUCACGGAUCACAUGACCUGCGCAGCCCUGUGUAUGAUAUCAGAGAAGUGCAGGUCAUGGAGUCUCAAGGAGGCUCAGGGGCCACAGACGGAGGUGGAGGAGAUGGACAGUCAGGACAGGCAGCGAGUACAGCUCUGAUAGAGAAAAUCCUGAGUGAGGAGCCACGCUGGCAAGAUAACAACUAUGUGCUGUCCCACUACAAGACAGAGCUCUGUAAGAAGCCUCCUCGCUUGUGCCGUCAAGGUUAUGCCUGUCCAUAUUACCACAACAGCAAAGACAGGAGGCGCAGCCCACACAAGCACAAAUACAGAGCGCUGCCAUGUCCAUCAGUGAAACAGAGCGAAGAAUGGGGUGAUCCCAGCAAAUGUGAGGGAGCCGAGGGAUGCCAGUAUUGCCACACAAGAACAGAACAACAGUUCCAUCCAGAGAUCUAUAAAUCCACCAAGUGUAAUGAUAUGCAGCAGUGUGGCAGCUGUCCCAGAGGGCCCUUCUGUGCCUUUGCUCAUGUUGAAAAACCCUUUGGUCCUGAGGAGCCAUCAUUUCCCAACCCAAGCUCACCCCCACCGCCCAGACCUCCGGACCCUCUUCCUGUCCAGGAGGUUUCUUCCAGUCCCAGCAGUCACAGCAUCGGGCCUGGGGCUUGUUCUGUGUCAGACCCCUUCUCCCCCUCAGCAGGGUCAUGUGUAGCUGAGCAGGGUUUGCUGGGUAGUGUUUUGUCUCUGUGUGAGGAUCUGAGUGGAGGUGCAGAGCCUCUGUCUCCGUGGGCAGGAGAGGGAGGGUACGGCAGGGCGCCUGGAUUUGAGCGGGAAGACCAGGCCAAGCAAAGGAGUUUUGCUCUUGAGCAGCGCAACAGAGAAUUAGCAUCAACACAAAGUAAACAGGACUUGUUGGUAUUCUUGCCAGUUGGCAGCCCUUUGAGUCUGUCCUCAAGCAUCCCCUCUAGUCUGGCUGCCACACCGCCCAGCCCUGCCCCUCUUGGACUGCCUGGAUCCAGCAUCUCAUCAGGCAUGAAUGCUAACGCCCUGCCCUUCUACCCAACCAGUGAGACAGUGGAGUCAGUUGUUGAGUCAGCCCUGGAUGAUCUUGACCUGAACGACUUUGGUGUGUCGGCGUUGGAGAGAAGCUUGGAGAGCAGCUCUGCUCUGCCCAGUGUGGGAGUUAUGCUGGGAGGUAGCCAGCUUCAGAGCUCUGCCCCAGUCAACAUCCCAGGAUCUUUUAGCAGCUCUGCUCCUUUUAGCUCCCCCUCACCGUCUCCCCCAGUCAGACCACAUGCUUCACCAUUCUUCUCUACUCACCUGUCACAACCUGGCCAAUCAGAGAGCACCUUCCUGGGACCAUCUCAUAGCUCUUUAGGUCUGAAUGGGAUGAGCACAAAUAUCUGGGAGCACUUCCCAUCAGGCCAGGGUUCCCCUGGUACUCCCCCCACCCUGCUGCCUUCUGGCCCCUGUGCAGAGACCGCCAGGCUCAAACAGGAGCUGGAGGAAGCUCACAGGACACUGAAGCAGUGGGGUCACAGCUGGAGACAUACAGCUCAGUCGUGGGCUACUCUUAAAGCAGAUGCAGAGGAGUCUCGAGCUCAUGCAGCACGGUUGGCCAUGGAAGCAGAGAGAGCCAGGCAGGCUGAGGAGGACGCGCAGAGACAGGCUUCUCUCCUGCAGGAGGCGCUGGAGAGCUUACGGAGCGGAGACAAUCCCCAUCUUACACUGCACCAACUUCAGCUACUACACCGACUACCGCUAGAAUCAGUCCUCAGUCUACAGGCUCAGCUCUGUACUUGCUUACAUGCUGUGGAACAGGUGGUGUACAGGAAACAGAGACAGUGCUGUGUGACGUGUGGAGAGCAGGGCUCGGUGUCGCUGCCCUGUGGUCAUGGACUACAGUGUGAGAGCUGCUCCGCCUCCACAGAGUGUCCGCUCUGCCCCGAACAGACCCUGGAGCAGCAGCUCUCUUGACCUCGGUCGGACCAGCACAGAUUCCAGACCAGUCAGUCCUGAUUCCACAGAAAACCAGCCUUUGGACGCCGAGCGCCAUUUCAAAUCUGCGUAGAGGUCACUUUGUAAUACAGUAACAACAAAAGCACUGAUCUGGUUGUGUACUUUUAAGAUGACGUUUACCCGUGAAUGACCAGCUUAGUGAGUAUUACCCACUAAGUCAAAGCUCUUAAUGUGGAAUUUAGGAAUUUAAUAAUGUUUCCAGUGUUACACAAGGAACACAGUACAUUUUUCUAGUUAUUGCUUUUGACCAGCGACACUGUUCUUUAUCCCUGCUCUUGAGUUGUGAAAAUAACUGAAAGACCUGCUGUUAUUUCUUCUCUAACCCUAAUUAUGGAAUAUUUACAUACACAGUUCUGAAUCCAAAUUUUUCUGUCUAAAAAAACCCACCUUUCUAGAGUGUUAUCAAUCCAUCUAGGUGGUUUCAGGGUGACUUGCUGAGGAUUAAAUGUGUCCACUGGCACUUUUUACAAAAAAAUUUAAAAAAUCAGUGGCAUUUAGAUUUUUGGCACUGACAACUUCAAAAACAUUUCAUUAAACACUUUGAACUCUUUCCAAAAAGCAAGACUUGAGCUUGGUACCUCUCAGAAUAUCUCUGUGUGGCAUGUGUGUCAGCAACGAUCUCUAAACUGUCUAGAUAGAUGGGUAACAUGGCAGGUUAGCAGUUUUUUAAAUUUAUUCUUGAGGGUGUUGAGUCAUCUUAACAAAAUGUACAGGUCUGACUGAAAACACUUAAAGGGCACAUGGAGUUUGAUCCAGACAAUGAUCCUGUACUGCUCCAGCCAAAAGGAGGCCAUCACUUCAGUCUGCUGGUAGCACUCAAUAGAUUGUAUUGAAUGUGUUCAUUUUGACUUUUUGUUUAAUUCUAACAGUUUUUUAGCAAAAUAAAUUCAAAAUGGUCAAUUACUGUUCAAUAGUGAUAGAAAUAUUUAAAAAUUAGUAAUAUUUGUUCAGAUUUACAACAGAUGGCCUCUGUUUGAAGCACUCAGGUUUUCUCUAAUAUUCUUCUACGUAAACUGGAAGAAGACAGCAUGUCAACACAAUCGAGGCAAACUUCAGCUUGUGUAGUCUUUGAAAUUACAUAUUUUGAAUUUUUACUUAAAAGCUUUUCAUGUUAACUCAAACAUACAUGUUUUUGUUAAAACCGGCCCUUUCUCUAUGUUUAAAAUCAACAUGUGAAAGUUUUUUCUGCCAAAAUUUUUAAACUUAUGGUAAUCUUUGACAUUUAAGUGUGUCAAAUGUAGUCUAAUAUAUAGACACACACACAUAUAGUUAAGUGAUGUCAUACUUAUCUCUUGCACUGAUUAGACAAAGCAUCAGGAAGCAUAUGUAAAGAGCUGUGUGAGGUUUAAAUGCAGGUGUGAAAGUGUUCAUGAUCACUGUGAUGGUGUUUGUCAAACCCAUGCUCAGCAUACUGUCCACACACAACUCAUGCAACACCACUGUUUCCUUCUGAGUGGAUUUUUUUUUCUUUGUUUUUGGUACAGAUCAUUAAAACAAAUUGUAUAUUUUUGGAGGA
This is a messenger RNA of Amphiprion ocellaris (clown anemonefish), 4111 nucleotides long. It is a transcript of the gene unk, whose product is annotated as unk zinc finger. The record is from RefSeq and is a predicted model, not a curated record. Gene Ontology annotation, molecular function: metal ion binding; mRNA CDS binding. Bases 109 to 2553 code for a protein of 814 amino acids. The transcript is spliced from 15 exons. NCBI's taxonomy places the organism in Eukaryota, Metazoa, Chordata, Actinopteri, Pomacentridae. Gene Ontology annotation, biological process: cell morphogenesis involved in neuron differentiation.